Molecule: messenger RNA, 528 nt
Organism: Acanthosepion pharaonis
Lineage: Eukaryota; Metazoa; Mollusca; Cephalopoda; Sepiida; Sepiidae
Source: the annotation of a GenBank genome assembly
AUGAUACUGCGUUUCACCUUCGUGUUUCUGUUAUUCGUAUCUUCUUUAAAUUGUAAGCAUGGCUUCUAUUGCAGUCGAGAGAAAAGGCAGGCUUGGCAAAGCCAGAUGAGUGAUGUUGAUUUCCAACUGUCUCUACUAGCCAAAUAUGCGGGUAUAGAGUUUCACCCUCAGGUUCUGGAGAUCAUUUUGGAUCUCAUUCGUAUGAAUGUUAGUAUCCCAAUGCUGGCAAAGAUGAUCAAACUUAUGUGUGCCCAGAAAGCACAAGUGCAGACCCCAAACUCUGUCAACAGCCAAAAUGGAAAUAGUAAGGAAGGUAUCCCUUCCAUCCCUAGCCUGGAUUUAUCCCGAACUUUGAUAGUCACUUCCUCUGCCUACUCUUCAGAAUCCAACACUGCUAGCUGCUCCAAUCCAAGCACCAGCAACAGAAACACAGACUCCACGCCAGAUAGGCCAGCAUUAAAUACUCGCAAUCAUGUCACUACCCGGCCUACUCGAACUAGAACUGCUUCAAGAGUCCUCAAAAAAUGA